UUUCCUCCUCUUUCUCCUUCUCUUCCUCUCUGUUUUUUUCCCCCUUCCCUCCUCAGUUUCGUUCAGCCACCCGAGCGAGGUAGUAGGAAUAAGAAACUUGGGAAGAUGGGGAAGCUUCAGGAAUUUCAGAUAACCCUGAAGGACAAUAAAGUGGUGUACAGUCCCGGAGAGUCUAUUUCAGGGACGGUGAAAAUCUCCACCGCUCAGCCCAUCCAGUGUAAAGCAAUUAAGGUAAACUGCUACGGGGCCUGCGGUGUGACCAGCAAAAUGAACGACAUGGACUGGCUCGAGGAGGAGCAGUACUUCAACAGCUCUCUCUCUGUAGCUGAUAAAGGCACUUUGAAACAGGGUGAACACAUUUUCCCCUUCAAGUUUCUCAUCCCAGCCACAGCUCCGACAUCCUUCGAAGGGCCAUACGGCAGGAUCAUGUACAAAAUUCGAGCAUUUAUCGACACGCCUCGCUUCUCAAAAGACUACAAGACAGAGAAACCCUUCUACAUGCUGAACAACAUUAACCUUAACGAAAUGCCUGAGAUCUAUGACCCAAACACUUCAAAUGUAACAAAGAAUUUCACAUACAUGCUGGUGAAGAAUGGGACAGUCGUCCUGGUGGCUAAAACGGACCAGCGUGGAUAUAUUGCAGGUCAGGUCAUUAAAGUAUCCACAGAGAUCGACAACCAAUCAGGGAAGAACACAGGUCACGUAGUGGCUUGUCUAAUUCAGAAAGUGACGUAUCACACGAAGAAACCGACACACGAAUUGAGGACGAUAGCGGAGGUAGAGGGAGCUGGAGUGAAAGCUGGCAAACAGGCUCAGUGGAAAGAACAGAUUAUCGUUCCUCCUCUUCCACAGUCCUCCUUGGCUGGAUGUAACCUCAUCGAGAUUAACUAUUACAUCCAGGUUUCUUUGAAGUAUCCAGAAAUGUCCCUGACGCUGCCAAUUCAUAUCGGGAACGUUGCCAUCGAUCCGAGUCUACGUCCUCCUCCCAAAGCCAAAUCCACCAAGACAGCUCCCACUCCAACACCAAGGACUAACCCGGCGUCUCCAACUUCACUGAACGCCCCUGCUUCCUCUACUUCUCCACCUUCCGCCUCCCCUAACCUGCCUCCUCGGCCCGCCCCUCGGCCCCGACCCCGCAGCAUGAUUGUCACUCCGAGCGCACCCCCAGCAGAGCCGGACAUGAUGGGAUCCAGGGAUGGCGAAGAGAUUCCUACUAAGGUCCACUCUCAGCACCAGGGUCCCAUGUCUCCCAGCGCCUUUAGCUACGCCCCAGGCCUCGUGUUCCCGCAGAGUAACAGCAGCAACCCCUCAGCGCCUCACUUUUCCCUCUCCACCGGGGCCACCAUCCCAUUCUUUAGUGAAGGAAACGGCCCACCCGUGCCCACUUCCUGCCCGUUCAUCCUGCCUCCGGAUUAUAGAAGCUCAGCACACCCACAUGAGCCUCCACCAGCCUAUGAAGACAGCUUUCUCACCACAUAAAUGAUUUCUGUUCUGUACUGACCAACGGCUGACAACUCACUUUAAGACUGAUGUAUUUUCAUAAACCCAUUUACUGCACUUUUCGGACACUGAAAGUCUGUGGUCAGAGCAAACAGGUUCAGUGAAAGAUUUCUUUAUGAGGCAUGGAGCGGCAUCUUAACUCCAUUCUUCUAAAUAACUUGCCUUGAUGGCGCAAGUGAUCUGCUUUCUGAUUCUUCUUUUUCAUGGGAGACAUUGUGUUCAUUUGUAUUCAUUGUAUACGUUUGUUUAUAGCCUGCUGGAAAUAAAUAAAGUAGUAUAAUAAUAAAAAAUUGCUGCUAUUGGCAAAACAAAUGUGAUUUUAUUUCACUUUUUAAAGGCAGCAUUUCCUAUGCCUUGUUAAUGGUUUCUGUUUCGUUUUAAAAAGUUUUUAGAGU
Molecule: messenger RNA, 1895 nt
Organism: Clarias gariepinus (North African catfish)
Lineage: Eukaryota; Metazoa; Chordata; Actinopteri; Siluriformes; Clariidae
Gene: arrdc1a
Product: arrestin domain containing 1a
Exons: 8
Coding region: 106-1479 (457 amino acids)
Biological process (GO): protein transport
Cellular component (GO): cytoplasm
Molecular function (GO): ubiquitin-like ligase-substrate adaptor activity; ubiquitin protein ligase binding
Source: RefSeq, a predicted model, not a curated record